Molecule: messenger RNA, 3630 nt
Organism: Penicillium cinerascens
Lineage: Eukaryota; Fungi; Ascomycota; Eurotiomycetes; Eurotiales; Aspergillaceae
Product: hybrid sensor histidine kinase/response regulator
Exons: 7
Coding region: 1-3630 (1209 amino acids)
Biological process (GO): phosphorelay signal transduction system; phosphorylation
Molecular function (GO): phosphorelay sensor kinase activity; protein binding
Source: RefSeq, a predicted model, not a curated record
AUGGAUUUCUCGGGCUCUCUGGCCUUUCAUCAACCGCCGUGUGAUGCCGAGCGUGAGAGAAUCCGAGAGCUGUCAAGGUAUUAUUGCGCCUUGGAUCGACCGCCGACGCGGGAUGCCUCUGCAGAAGGCUCAGAGGAUGAUGCUACGGGGGCCGAUGAGCGGCCGACUGCUUGUGAUCUUUCCGCAGAUAUUACGCUGAAUGCGUUGGCUCAGCUGGGUGCUCACCGAUUGACAUGUAACCGAUCGUUCGUUUCCCUCGUCGACGGGGCAAAUCAACAUAUCAUCGCCGAAGCGACCAAAUCAGUAUCCUUGCGAAACAAAGACAACCAUCUGCCUAAUGACGAUAUCUAUCUGGGAGUCAAGUCGCUGGACUUGACGUGGGGGGUAUGCCCCCAUACUAUCCGCCUGUUCACCGGUCAAGAUCUGUCUUAUACGAUUGAUACCGACAACAUCACUGCCAGCAGGAACCGAUAUAUCAUCCGCGACUUCACCAAGGAAGACUGUUUCAAAGACCGCCCCUAUGUUCAAGGAUGGCCUCACAUGCGAUUCUACGCAGAAGUGCCCUUAAUCAGUCUGUCUGGGGUCGUCCUUGGGACAUACUGCGUGAUCGAUGACAAGCCCAGAGCAAAAGCCGACUUCGGCGACGAGGAUGUUGAUGUUCUUCGAGAGAUAGCCGACGCUAUUGCACAUCACCUGGAAAACGUCCGACUCGUGCAUUGCCAUCGUCGGUCUGAACGUCUGGUCAGAGGCUUGACCAACUUCGUCAAGGAUUACUCAGAUUUCAAUCCACGCGAGAUUUCCAGUGGCCGUCGACUAGAAUCGGCCUCACUGGCUUCCAAUGCCGAUAAACCCAUCUCGCUAGGAGUCAAUGUCACUGACGCUGGGGUCGUGGUGUCUCCUUCGACAGCAUCCAGCCGCACAGAACAGACAUCUGCGUUUUUCAACAGUCCACUUCCUGGAUCCACCGAGCCCUCCUCCAUUGUUUCCACCCUGUCAGUUUCCAUGCCGACUCCAGACGAAGAGAGACCGUUGGAGGAUGUCCACAACAUAGGAGGCCAAGAAGGGAUCAAGCCAGUGGACAACGAUACCUCACAGGUUUCCCUUGCAGACAGCAUUCCAAUCACAGACCGUAUUUCGUCAAUAUUCGCCCGAGCGAGUGUUUUGCUUCGAGACUCGAUGGACCUAGAUGGUGUCGCGUUCCUUGAUGCAGCUCGAAGUAAUCCGUCUUUCCAACCACUUAAUGAUCACGCCAGCUGGGAGCCACUACCGAGAAGCGCGUCGCCAGGAUCUGCAUCGUCCAAGCUUCCCAUCACACCAUCCCUCAGUCCCCUUGGGCAUUCAGGUUCAACUUUGGAAGAACUGAAUGCGCCGUGUGAUAUAUUGAGCUCUGCUUUGAAGAAGAAAUCUCCGACCGACACUCCUUCCAUCACUGAGAUUGUCAUCACAGAAGAGUUACUGAGCUUAUUGAUUGCGCUCUUCCCCCAAGGCCAGAUUUUUACCUCGACCGAUUCCGCCGAAAAUGACGAUUGCCUGGCCUUUGGAGGAGGUGCUAGCUCCGAAGCUCGGGCGAAAAAGAUAAAGACCAUCUGUCAACGGGUUCUGAAGCUUGUUCCUGGCUCCAGCUCGGUAUUAUUCCUUCCGCUUUGGGAUUACCACAAGUCCCGCUGGAUGGCAGGCACACUUGUCUGGACCCGUGACAUUCAUCGCGUGUUGGGCAUGGACGAGCUGCAUUACUUCAAAGUGUUUGGCGAUUCCAUCGUCUCGGAAGUCUCACGCGUGCACUGGAUGACCACUGAAAAGUCUAAAUUCGACUUCAUCUCAUCUGUCAGUCAUGAGUUACGUUCGCCACUGCACGGAAUCCUAGCAAGCGCAGAGCUAUUGAAUGCUACUUCUCUUCAACCGGCUCAGGAAGAUAUGAUAAAAAUGAUUGAGAUGUCUGGCUUGACUUUGCUAGACACCACAGAUCAUUUGCUUGAAUUCUGCAAGAUCAACAAUCUGACCCAAGCGAAGAAGUCCAAAGGCAAGCGUUCUGGAAGGGACGCCUCGAGCCUUCUCUCCGACUUCGAUCUUGGUCAUCUCGUUGAGGAGGUGACAAAUAUAUUAUACACCGGUCAAAGAGCGCCCAGAACAGCCGGCCGCGACGUCAUCAGAUACUCACCAGUUAUUGACGAGUUCAAAUUACGUGGUGCCUCUCCCCACGACAUGUCAUUAGUCGUUCGCAUUGAACAGUCUCAAUCCUGGAGAGUACGCUCUUUAGCCGGAGCCUGGCGACGCAUUGUUAUGAACUUGCUAGGAAACGCACUCAAGUGGACCAAAUCCGGGUUCGUCGAAGUGUCGCUUUCUGUAGCAAGACCAGAGGAUCCGAAAAGGUUCAUCGCCCAUCUCUCGAUUACCGAUACCGGCAGUGGAAUUGCGCCUGAUUUCCUUCGACACAAGCUCUUCUCUCCAUUUGCCCAAGAGGAUUCCUUGACAGAAGGCGUGGGCUUGGGUCUGAGCAUCGUUCGCCAACUUGUGACUUCUCUCAAUGGCACCGUCAAUGUGAGGAGUGAGUUGGGUACCGGAACACAGGUCGACGUUUAUAUUCCCGUACAGGACCCGGACGGUUCGAUCCCACCUCAACUCCUUUUAGAAAAACAUGUCACUCGCAUCGAUGGGGUCAAUGUGCCAUUGCACGUGUGCUUGGUCGCAUUCAACGGUUAUCCUGAUCUGAACGAAGUCCCCACCGGAUUGUUGUCCGUCGAUGCCAAACGGAGAAUUUCAAUUCAAAGUACGCUUGCUGAUGUAUUCAUGUCCUACUUCGGAUGGAGUGUCUCUUUGGCGGAGUCUCUCGAGGAGGCACAAGGGGAUAUUGUGGUUUUCGAGGAGCCAGUGAUCAAGGCCGCAGCAGAAGGCUCCUCCUGUCUUGAUAUAAUUAAGACUAUGGAAGCAAAGUUCAAGUACUUUGUUGUUCUGGGCAGCAAGAUGCAAAACAUAUACGGUCCGAAUGUGAUCUGGGUGACUCAACCGUUUGGUCCACAGAAAAUUCAAACUGCCGUGCGGAGAGCAUUGGAGCUCAAUGAUACAUCAGUAGAGUGUGAACCCGUUCCUGCUCCUGCUCCAAGCCCUGCCAUUACCUCCGAAGACCCGUCAUCGAAUCCUUCUUCGAGCUCGCCCCCCGUUGACGAUGAAGGGGAGACUACGCCUAAAGCCUCUGUUGAGAUAGCAGCACAGGCUGCUCCGGUGACGGAGUUGCCAAUUCACCCGCCUAUGCAGCCCAAGGCCAAUCAUGUGCUCAUAGUCGAUGACAACGACAUCAACCUCAAAAUCAUGGCUACAUUCAUUCGAAAAAUUGGCUGCAGCUACGAAACAGCCUCCAACGGACUAAGCGCCUUGGAAAAGUACAUGUCAUCCAGCCAGCAAUUCAACUUUGUUCUAAUGGAUAUCUCAAUGCCCGUCAUGGACGGCCUGGUGUCAACCGCCAAAAUUCGAAAAUACGAAAAAGAAAAACGCCUCAAACCCUCCUGCAUCAUGGCCGUGACUGGCGUUGCUUCAGAAACAAUGCAGCAACAAGCCCAGAAAGUCGGCAUAAACCAAUACCUAAUCAAGCCCCUCUCCCUUCAUGAGCUGAAAAAGCUCAUGGCGAUUACAUGA